UUUAGUUUGUGCUUAUCAGAAGAAAAAAAAUAAAGUAAAUUUUUUAAAGAAAAAACCCUCAACAUAUCUGAAUUAGAUCAAUAUCUUGGAUGUAACAACAGGAUAGCUCCUAAUCAUUUUGGAAUAGAGGUGUUAUCAGAAAAUGGUCUGCUGUUAACUGCUCCACUGAUCCAAAUUCUUCAUCUUCAACAUGUUCCAGGAACGGAAAACUGUGUCAUAGAUACAGUAGCUCCUGUUGGCAGGAAAUAUUGAGCGAACUUGAAACUGACUUGAGAGAAUUUAUUUUCUUUGAGCUCCAAAGAUCAAUUGUGGAAUUAGUCUCAGGUUUUUACACCAGAUCAGUGUUGUUUUUUCAUAAAAGAGGAUUUUUCCACAAGCAGUUCUCCUCAUGAAAUGCUGUUUUCAUGGACUAUGGAGGUCUCAGUUUUAUGAGAAUAUGAAGGAUGAGAGGAAGAUGUUACCUUCUGUCUUCAUGCACGGUUUGUGCAGAAUAGCGGAGCACCGGAGAGAACCGCAGUAUGAGGAAGAAGAGGAAGAGGAAAUCUUGGGCUCAGACGACGAUGAACAGGAGGAUCCUGAGGACUAUCAGAAAGAAAGGUGUUAACUGUAUUCAAUCUCUAGACGUGGAUGUUGCUCAGUAGUGGUCUGUGUGACAGAUGUCCGGAGACCCUCACUCCAUAGAUCAAACACUGAUGACAGUGGGCCGAUUGGAAACCUGCAGAUCAAUCCACCAAUUGUCACCCUCGGUGUAAGGCUGAGACAGGACAACAUGGCCAGUGGUUAUACAGAGGAUUUUUUCUACAGCAGUACCCCGGAGAGAAAUCUGGAGCUGCCCCCACCUUAUGGGGAUUUUAUCUUCCGUCCUCCAAGGAGACGCCCAGUUGUGAAGAGUUCCAAAAGCUUCAAGGACAAGAAAACGAAAAAUAAAGGGAAGGUUCCACCCUCCAGGAUGUACGCCACUGUUCGUGAUCCACGGAUGGCACCGGGGCAUCCCUUGAUUCAUCCAGAUUUCAUAACACCCCAGCAAUUCAUUCCAAAGAUUGUCCCUCCAGAACCAAAGCCUGUCAAACCAGCCAGGUCCAAAAGCUUUAACAACAGCAAGAAAGCAGCGGAGCAGAAGAGUAAGCUACAGGACCCGCCUCCAUUUAUGACAUACAGAUGUCAGAGCUACCCCCCUCCUGAUGAUAAAUCGGGGGACCAGCCAGUCCAUGUGUUUGCUGUACCUCAUCAAGUUUCAAACCAUACAAAGCAAAGACUAGGCCUCCAUGAAGAGUUGUUUCACCCUCCAUCCAGAAACCCCGUGAGUCCUUCCUUGCCCCCAUAUUAUGGAACCAGCCCAGGGUUUUUUCUGCUGAAUGAUGAGCCUCCAGUGAAGGAUAGUUAUGGUAGUGGCAUGUAUGUGCCUUCAAAUGAAUUGGAGAACAGUUUAACUUUGAAGGAAAUCAAUCAUACAAAAAAUGAAAUUCUUUCAAGCCAAAAACCUCAGAAAAAGAAAAGCAUGGUCAAGCAGAUUCUGACCAGUCUGUUUUCAUCAAAGAAAUCUGGUGAGCAGGGUCAUGCAAAAAAUGAAAGGAAGAUUAAGAAUGAAGGAACAAAAACUGCUAGACCUGUCACUAAAUCUGAAUCCAUUGAAGAAAACACAGUAAAGGAGAAUGGUGAGGAAAACAAUGGAUCACAGGAAACACCAAGGUCUGAGGAUCCACCACAGGCCCAUGAAAACAGUAGUAGAAUCGGUCGACCCAGUGCCAAGGUCCUGGGACAGAAUGACAAACAGGACCAAAUCAUUCAAGAGCUUAAAAAGAAAAACAGCAAUGCCACAAGGGAGGACGUAGAUAUUGAAGAGAAUCCAGACCAAUGUUAUCAGUCAAAAGAAGGGAAUGCAGGCAGGGAAACGAAGGUGGGUGGAGGAGGGUACCAUCCUGUGAAGAUCGGAGACUUGUUCAACAACAAGUACCAUGUGAUCAGAAAGCUGGGCUGGGGCCACUUCUCCACCGUGUGGCUCUGUUGGGACAUGUCGACCAAGAGAUUUGUUGCUUUAAAGGUUGUAAAGAGUGCUCAGCAUUACACAGAGACAGCACUGGAUGAAAUCAAACUACUCAAAUGUGUUCGUGAAAGUGACGAGAAUGACCAUUUUCGAGAGCGUACUGUGCAGCUAUUGGACGACUUCAAAAUCUCUGGAGUCAACGGCACUCAUGUCUGCAUGGUGUUUGAAGUUCUGGGCAACAACUUACUUAAACUAAUAAUCCGUUCAAAUUAUCAAGGAAUUCCACUACAGAAUGUCAAACACAUCAUUAAACAGGUCCUACAAGCUCUUCAGUAUCUCCAUGACAAGUGUAGAAUCAUCCACACGGAUAUCAAGCCGGAGAACGUGUUGAUGUGUGUGGACGAGACCUACAUACGGAAACUGGCAGCUGACGCGUGCGAGUGGCAGAAGCUGGGGGCCAAGCUUCCAGGCUCAGCCGUGAGUACAGCACCUAAAGAACGAGCUCCAGAUCCCUCCAAAAUGUCCAAGAACAAGAAGAAAAAGAUGAAGAAGAAGAUGAAGAAGCAGCAGGCAUUGCUGGAGAUGCAGAUGCAGCAGAUUGAGGAAGUGGCAACACAGGUUCCCAUAGAUACUGCUGACUCGUGUGAUUUAUUGGCUGCUGAGAAAGAAAUGAUGACCAGUGAGAGUAUGAACAGCCUGGCCCAGUCUGAGCCGGACAUGAACGACGCUGCAUCACAGGGGAACCAGCCAGAACCAGCCGACGCGCUGGACAACACGGAAUCUUCCACCGCUAAUAACCAGAUGACCGUCGACAACAACCAGCAAAACGGGGACGAGAGCCUGUCAGACAACAACAACACAGAAUCCACAGACACAAAGAAGAAAACAGAAGAAGAGAAAAAUUCUGAAAACAUUGAGAAUCGAACAAAGUGUAUAGAGAGCAUUAUAGACCCAGCGAUCAGUGAGAAUGAAAACAAAGUGACUAAAGAUAUCAAGUGUUCCGCGGAGACGCUCAUGUGUAACGGACAUGGUGAAUCUCAAGCUCAGGAAGACGCCAACAAAAACUCCAGCCCCCAGGAGGAGGAGUGUAGUGAGUCCAAUAAUGUGGGGGGUGAGGGCAGUCAGAUGGAGGAGGGGUCCAUGGACGAGAACCAGCGGAGGUCUCAGAGCCCGGGAGUACACAGCUCCUCCCCGAGUGAAAAGAGCAGCUCCUCAGAUAAGAAUUCCCAGAAUCGACCAGACCCAGUCAGACAAAUCUGUGAUAUUCCUGUCAAAAUCGCAGAUCUGGGCAAUGCCUGCUGGACGUACUUGCACUUCACGGACGACAUCCAGACACGGCAGUAUCGAGCCCUGGAGGUGUUGAUUGGUGCAGGGUACGGUCCUCCAGCUGAUAUCUGGAGCACUGCUUGUAUGGCAUUUGAACUUGCAACAGGGGAUUAUUUAUUUGAGCCUAAUUCAGGCGAAAACUUUAGUCGCAAUGAUGACCACUUGGCACAUAUAAUUGAGCUGUUGGGUCCGAUUCCUCGGGAGAUCUGCCUAGGCGGAGAGAAAUCCAGGAGAUAUUUCAACCGGAGAGGUGAACUUCACAACAUACCAAAAUUAAAACCGUGGGGGCUGUUGGAGGUGCUGGUUGAGAAGUAUGAAUGGGACGAGGAGGAGGCUCGCAGUUUUACGGACUUUUUAAUCCCCAUGUUGGCGUUUGAUCCGACCAAGCGAUCGACGGCAGCCGACUGUCUACAACACGCCUGGCUGAAGGACGCCAAGGAAAUCAGCCAGUCAUAAUCACCGGACAAUUGUCUAAUUAGUGCUUCUCCUAAAACUGUCAAUGGAGGGAAAAAUUUAUACAUGCCAAGGGAGAUUACUGGACAAGAUUUACCAUCUUGUCUCUCCCUCUUAUCUUGUUCUCUCCCUUUCUCUCGUUUUCAAAUCCAGUGAAGAAAUGAGAGAAGGUUAUUUAUGUUGCGGUCAUUCUUUUUUCGUCAAAGACCUUAUGUAUAUCUGCCAUCUCAUUUCGUUUUUAAUGUCCAUAUGAAUGUGAUAUUAGUGUAGAAACAUUUAUGAAAAUGGAAGGUUGACUCCAGUUCAGUAGAUAUUUUUAAUACAUUUGGUAUACACUAUUCAUAAAUUAUUAUAAAAUUUACAAGCUGAGGAUUUUUGUUAGCUGCUAGGUUUAGGAAAUUUGUACUGUACAUAGGCUUGGAUUUUUACUUAGCUGUGUAUGGUACAUAGCUUUUUGUCAUUACCUGCUUUGAUCUAAUUUCUCUACAGAUUCUGUUAAUUUACAAGAACAAAAUAUGCAGUAAAGUGUGCCAAUAAUGUUACAUGGAUUAUUUUCUGGAUGGAGUUUAAGAACGAGGUUGAUAACUCAUACAAAACUGUUAUCAAAACCUAUCAGUCAAGUGAGACUGAUGAACUCUGAUGACUAUAUUGGCAGCCAAUUCCUUAUUAUAUCUGUGUAGAUUGUCUGUAUAGCUUAAGAAAUACCGGUAAAACAGAUAAAGAUCUGGAAUCAGAAUCUAUCAAGCUGAUUGUCAGUGAGUUAAGGCAGUGAGUGAGGUGACAGAUAUUGUUUUGCCUAGUGCUGUAUCCAGGAUUUAUAUACCAAUUGAUUACACCAGUUUAUAUAUCCUUCAAUUGUUAACAGAACAGUUGGAUAUCAACGUGGAGUUUCUUUUGUGGAGUGGGAGCAGUCUACACUUCAGCAGUGUUCUGCUGAAGAUUUAUAGGUAGUGUUUUUAGUAGUAUGAGAGAAUUGCUUAAUAAUUUAUGAUGAGAGUCGAAGAGCUUGAUCUUUGACACGAUAUCCAUGAUUAGUGUUACCUGUUUUAAGGUGUGCUAUCACCACAUUAAAUUCAUACCGAUGAUUGUGAAUGAAUCAUACAGAAUUCUCCUACAGUGCAAUGAUUGUCUCAUGAUUAGAUAUGAUUUGAUAUUUAACCUCUCUGUCUAGUUUUGUUAUUCAGUGAUUUUCGGUAGAGUCUGUCACGUUCUUUCCCUCUUUGGUGGAAUAUUUAGGAAGUUCUGAAUAAACGUGAAUGGCAAGUAGGAAUUGGUGUUCUUCACCCAAAUUGUUUUCUAUGUGAUUAGAGAAUCUUCUAGUUUUGGGCAUUUCCAAUUAGGAUUUUGUUACUAUGACAGGAUAUGAACGGUUAGUUGAUAGAUAGAACAUUGAGGCAGUAGAUACCUGACAACCUGUUGUCAAUUCUUACAUUCCUAACAGACAGAAAAUUGCUUUGGUGUGUCGUGUUUCAGAUGUGACUUAUCUAACGAGUGCUUAAUAUGAACUUGUGUCAGCCAUUGGAGAACAUGUAACCAUUGUAUGUACACAAUAAGUGUAAUACAAGUUCUACUAAAUCAUGAACAUGAGAAACAGAAAUGAUUUCUCCUUUGUAUAGUUUUGAUUUGUUGGUCUGUAUUUUAUGUAUGUAAAGCAUGCAGCGAUCAGUGACCAACUUGUACUGCUGUAUAGUCCUAAUAAUAACGAAAAAUGUCUCUUGAGUAUAAGCCAAAUAUUUAACAUAAAGCAAAUCAUCCAAGCAGAGUGUCAAACCUCCAAUUGAUGAGGUUAAUAAGCAUUUCGUGGCUGAAGAGCUGUAAUGCUCAGACUGGUCUAGGUUGAAGCUACAAGCAUGGGUUGUGUUUCGACAGGGAGAGAACUUUUGACUGAUUCAACAGUCCAUAUUAUUUUGUGUUUUGUGUUAUGUCGAAAUAAAAUGUUCACCAAUUUC
Messenger RNA from Magallana angulata, 5712 nucleotides. RefSeq names its product SRSF protein kinase 1-like. The record is from RefSeq and is a predicted model, not a curated record. The transcript is spliced from 18 exons. Gene Ontology annotation, molecular function: protein kinase activity; ATP binding. Gene Ontology annotation, biological process: spliceosomal complex assembly; regulation of mRNA processing; protein phosphorylation. NCBI's taxonomy places the organism in Eukaryota, Metazoa, Mollusca, Bivalvia, Ostreida, Ostreidae.